Molecule: messenger RNA, 831 nt
Organism: Oryza brachyantha (malo sina)
Lineage: Eukaryota; Viridiplantae; Streptophyta; Magnoliopsida; Poales; Poaceae
Product: phylloplanin-like
Exons: 2
Coding region: 87-533 (148 amino acids)
Source: RefSeq, a predicted model, not a curated record
GUACAUCAUAUAACACGUACACAAGCAAGAACGGAACACUUCCAUCGAACGUAUCCAGAAACAGCAAUAGCAGAUAAAUUUGGCAUAUGGCGUCGAAGAUUCUUCAGCUGGUGAUCGGCGUGGCGGUGGUCAGCGUGCUUGCAUCGGCAGCGGCGCCGCCGCAGCCACCGCGCAUACAAGCGGACGUCGUUGUCAUGGGCUACGUGCCCUGCAAAAACGGCACCUCCAUGAAAUCGAGCUCUGCUCCCGGCUUCCCAAACGCAGUGGUGCAGCUGCGGUGCGCGGACGCCGUCGACGCGGCGGCGGGGAACGCAACGACGGACGGCAAGGGCUGGUUCCGCAUGGCGAUGAACACGAGCACGGCGCUGUCGAGCGUGGCCAGCGGCUGCUCGCUGGUGGUGGCCACGCCGCUUGCCACCUGCAACGCGUCUCUCCCGGAGACGGGGACGCUGGAGUCCCGCCUCCGGCUUCUCGUCAGCAUGGUCUUCUUCCCGCGUGGCUUCUCCUACGUCGCGCCGGCUUCUCUCGAUUAGUUAACUUAGCUAGCCCAGCACGCUUUUUGAUCCGUGUUCGUCUGGAUCGCGUGGUCAUAAUUGGUCUGCCAUACGGCUAGUAGUGAGUGCACUGAGGCCGCAGAUGAACGAAUGAUUAUGUUUAAUUACGUUCAAAGUUCACAUGGAGUCACUACUACGAAGUACGAACACCUGACAGGUGCCGUUUGCCAAAUUAACUAAUGUACACCGGCGGAGCCAAGGACCACCCAAAAAAAAAUGCCGACGAACCUCUAAUACGAAAAAAAUGACGAUUCUGUCGAUUGGUGUUCAUACAAGU